AUGGAAAGCGAUGGAUUCGUACCGAUAACAGCUAUCUUCUAUGCGGUAUUUCAUCCCACAGAGGGGACUAAAGUGUUGAAUCAAGUUCCUGAGGGUUCAAUUGGGAACUCUAGUACGAGCGAUUCAAGUGGUACUCUUUUCAAUUUCGACACGAUCAAGAAUUACAUUAUACCGAAGCCUAAGUUGUGUAAUAAGUUGAUUUCUAUAAAGAUAGAUCGAUUCAAGGUUUUGGGGUAUCCGGUGAAUAUUGAAAACGAGAAGUAUUCCAGAAACUCGUUUAAUUUUAACUUUUGCUUUGUGUUCCCGUACAACAGCGAUACGACCCCGUACGAGUCUGCCAUUAAGCGGAUGGGAAAGAUGUUUCAGGUAUUGGAAGAGCAAAGUUUUAUAUUGUCAAAAUUGGACAAAAUUGGGUCAUUUUUUAAGAACAAGGAUGAGUAUCCAAUCGAGAAUGUGCUAAUGAUCAACGAGUUUAUUACUCCGGGAUUUAGAAGGACGCAGAAGGUUAACUUGUCGUCAAUCGAAUCAUUAAUACAUCAGAUUUAUCAGGACUUGAAUAAUUAUUCGGAAUGUUGUAUACCCCUAGAUAGCGCUAACUCAGUGGAUAUUAAAUUGUUUCCUAUAUUACCACCACCCGUUAACACAAAGGCAUACCAAGUGCCAAUUCUAACCGUCAAGCUAAGUCUGUUGGUUGAUAUAAACUGGGAUCCGACAAUGCUUAAAAUAUUACCGUAUAUUGAUGGGCUCAAUUCUAUCAAAAGGAUAAGUCAGCUUGCGGAUGCAGAUUAUCUUCUUACCAAACAAUGUAUUCAACAUUUGAUGCACUAUAAAUGCAUAUACAUGAUUGAUAUAUUUCAAUUCAGUAAUAUUUACGCUCCCACGAACCAUAUAGGAAACUUCUUGACGUUGAAUAAUAUGGCUGAAGAAUGUCAAGCAUAUAUAAUAACCAACGAAACUAAUACAUUGAAUGAAUUGCCACUAAAUGACGAUCUGGACAUACAAUCAUCCACAUUUCCCAAUUCAGCAUCGCCCGCAAGCAAGCACUCGUCGAUAUUUAAAGCAUCAAAGAAGAAAUUCAGCGAGAAGACCACUGUUGUUCCUUCAAAAGCGACACUAUUCUAUCUAUAUAGGUCAUUGAAUCAAGGGCAGACAGUAAAGGAGUGGUAUAUGCAACAUCGCAAAUACCUCAACAAUAUAGAUGUACGAAGAUUUAUUAAUUUUGGGAUAAUUCGAGGCAUCAUCUAUCGAGUUCAUUCGUAUCCUGUUUUAAACUCGCUAACAAAAUCGUUCGAGAACAAAAAUGACAAUGAGCUAGACAAAAUAAUAGACCUUUUCAAAGCGAAAUCAGACUCGAGGGUCUACCCCAUGGACGACACACCAGCAAAUAAAUCGCUAUUGAAGAGCAUAGUGCAUGAGACCAAUUUGAAAACUGGAAAUAUCAAGUCUAAUAGAAGUGUUAGUUUUAAUUACGAAGUAAACAAAUCAACAUAUAUACUAGACGACGGAAACGACAGUGAUAAUGAGCCACAGUCGUCCGAUUCUGAUUCAGUAAAUUCAGACGUAUCAAACGAAGAAGACGUACAAGACAACGUUGACGAGUUAGACAAGGCGGAAGGAGAUGAUAUAAUUGUGCUCAUUAAAUUAUUAAAGGGCUUUCAGAAUUUUGAUUCGAUCAACACCGAAAUGCAAAAGUCAAGGUUCGAAAUCGAAACACUACUAAGGAAGUUGGGACCACAUAAUAACAUCCAUAGUUGA
Molecule: messenger RNA, 1755 nt
Organism: Debaryomyces fabryi
Lineage: Eukaryota; Fungi; Ascomycota; Pichiomycetes; Serinales; Debaryomycetaceae
Gene: NPR2
Product: nitrogen permease regulating protein
Exons: 1
Coding region: 1-1755 (584 amino acids)
Biological process (GO): positive regulation of autophagy; negative regulation of TORC1 signaling
Cellular component (GO): vacuolar membrane; GATOR1 complex
Molecular function (GO): GTPase activator activity
Source: RefSeq, a predicted model, not a curated record